This is a messenger RNA of Juglans microcarpa x Juglans regia, 643 nucleotides long. RefSeq names its product casparian strip membrane protein 1. Lineage: Eukaryota; Viridiplantae; Streptophyta; Magnoliopsida; Fagales; Juglandaceae. The transcript has 3 exons. Bases 74 to 643 code for a protein of 189 amino acids. The record is from RefSeq and is a predicted model, not a curated record.
UCAAAAGUUCCCCGCCCUCCAUAAUAAGUUAUAUAUAUACAGCCUUUGAUUAAGACCUCGUUUCAAAGCAAAAAUGAUCAAGGCAGAUGCGCUUGAGCUUGGUGAUGAGGGGAAGAAGAGAUCUACCCCAGUGAGUAGUGGGAUGAACAGAGGGUUGUCAAUUCUGGACUUCAUUUUCAGACUACUUGCAGUUAUGGGUACCCUGGGAAGUUCUAUAGCCAUGGCAACAACUAAUGAAACACUUCCCUUUGUCACUCGGUUCGUUCGGUUCAGGGCAGAGUAUGAUGACUUUCCUAUGUUUACAUUUUUUGUGGUCGCAAAUUCCAUCGUAUGCGCCUAUGUGGUUCUGUCUCUCCCACUGUCUAUCUUCCACAUCCCGAGGAGCACCGCGCAAGGAAGUAGAGUGCUCUUGAUUUUCUCCGAUACAGCCAUGCUUGCACUAUUGACGGCUGGAGCUUCUGCAGCAGCAUCUAUUGUAUACUUAGCACACAAGGGGAAUACUAAGGCAAAUUGGCUUUCCAUCUGCCAACAAUUCAACUCCUUCUGCGAGCGCAUAUCUGGCUCUUUGAUUGGAUCCUUUGGAGGCGUUGCUAUGUUUAUACUGCUUAUCCUGUUGUCAGCUGUGGCCCUUUCCAGGCGUUGA